Racocetra persica is the source of this 328-nucleotide messenger RNA. Lineage: Eukaryota; Fungi; Glomeromycota; Glomeromycetes; Diversisporales; Gigasporaceae. The record is from the annotation of a GenBank genome assembly.
UGAACUAAAUUAUGUUGCGAAUAAUAUUUCAGAGUUAGAAUUUGAACAAGUAAUGGAAAAUUAUUCAAAUUCAAUUGAAUAUGAUGAUGAUAUGUUCAAUACCAAUAUUGAAGAACUUGAUGAAGAUUAUAUUUCUGAUGAAGAUAAUUUAGACGAAAUUAGACAGUUGGAUUGUGAGAAUUUAGAAAUUAAGGAAAUAAUCGAUUUUAAUCUUUUUGCUAAAGAACCAACAAAUGAAACAAAUCAUGAUAAUACUAUAGAAGCUGAAGACGAACUUGAUUAUGAUAUUACUGAGCUCGUCAAUGCAGCUAUAAAUAACACAAAAUAA